AUGAAUAGUUAGAAAUUUUAUUAUGGAGAAGACAUUAUUGAAAAGUCUAGGGAUUACUAACUCUCGACUUAAAUUACAAGCAUAGCCAGAUCUAAAAGUGAAAAUAGAAGGCUCAUGAAAUAGAUAACCAAAACUUCCAAUUCUCCAAACUCUAAAUCCCAAUUAAGUGCCUUUAACAACAUUACAGAAUAUAACUAGAAUUCCAUAGGCCAAGAACGUAUAAUGAAAAGAAGAACUUUGAUUCUUUAGAAGGAACUUCAUAAUCAAGACUCAUCCGGUGCCUUGUUAUCUUCUCAAACAAAAAUAAAAAUAAUUAAGGCACCCUUCAAAAAGAUUUAAACAUCAAUCGAGAAGACAUAACCAUGUAACAAUAACAAAAAAAUGUAAUCUCAUCUUGACAGUUUCGAUAAUGAAUAACAAUUUCUUAAAUCUUUACUCUAAAAGGAUCAAAAACCUGAAAGAAUCGAUAAAUUAAUUAAAAUUAGGUUAGCCAAAUCUUAAAUGACCUUACAUUCUCAUCAAAGAUCACAACAGACUGAAGUUUCAAUUGACAAGUAGAAACUGCCUACUCAAUCCUCUAUUCGCAGAGAGAGUUAAAGAGAAUUGAGGGACAAAAAGUAUAGUGCCUAUAAAUAUUAGAUCAGUCGAAUUAAAGCAACACAUGUACAAGUUGUUAUUGGCAUUCGAAGAUACGUGUCAAAUUUGGAAUGGAAAAAACAAACUGGAAAACCUAUUAGAUAAUGAUUAGAAAUUCGUUGGCUUUAUGAAUCUCACCUAUAAUCUUACCAAUUUGCCGUUAAACAUCGAAGUAAGUCUGUCUCCUAACUUAGGGAUUGGAAUAAAUGUUUAAAGGAACUAAAUACGUACUCAAAACUUUGAAACCUUACAUCCCAUAAAGUUUAGAGAAACUGAUCUUCGAAGAUUAGGAAUGCCAAAAGUUUAGGCCAUUAACAUUUUAAUAUUAAGUAUUUUAUAUCCUGAAUAAUCACUCUGAAUUGAUAGACACUUUCGCUAAUUAAACAAUUCGAUUGAUGGCGAGAUCCUCUAAAGAAUGUAAUGAUCUGUAACAUUUCAUUGAAAAGCAAUUUCUCAAUAGGAAUUAGAAUGAUGUCGAGUAUAUCUAAGGUCUCUUUGAGAAACAAUUUAAUCAACCCUACCAAUCGUUAUUGAAUGAGGCAAGGUCAUUCUGUAACCUAGCGAUUGAGUAUGAAUAUGUGAAAUAAUUGUAUUGUUUUUGCACCAAAGUGCAGGAUGCUUUGUCAUAAAAGAUUCAGUAGGAAGCAAAUAAGAAACAAGUUUACGAUAAGGGAUUCGAUUUUAAGACUGCCUUAUCUAAGAUUAAAUCGAAAGAUGUAAGAGUCCCUAUUGAUUGAUUAGAUAAAUCAUGAGAAACUGUUUGCUCAAUUAGUACCCAAGAAGCAUGAGAUUAUCGAUAAAUUAGACAAAUUCGAAUCAAAGUUUGGUAGAAUUGAAUCCAUCUCCAAUGUGUAGAGAGAACAAGCUAAAUUGGCUGAUAUGAAACACAAUCAACUUUAUGAAAGGAUUCUCAAAUUAUAAAAAUAAAUGGAAUGA
Paramecium octaurelia is the source of this 1572-nucleotide messenger RNA. NCBI's taxonomy places the organism in Eukaryota, Ciliophora, Oligohymenophorea, Peniculida, Parameciidae. The record is from the annotation of a GenBank genome assembly.